AUGGCAGUGGAGGUGGCUUCCAAGCAAUUUGUUGACAGUCCUGAUUUUUCUCAAACUGCUUGGAAAUCCCAUUCUGACAAUAUAAACAGCUUGGAAUUGAAAACUCUUUGGAACAAGGGGAAUUUGCUGAAAUCCCAUUCUGACCAUCAGCAUCAUCGAACAGUAUGCAGUAACAGCCCUAUCAAGGGCAUUUUGGUAUUUGUGCAGGACAUUCCAGGAUUAGAAAGGAAUCACAGUGCUGCUCACUGUGGUCAGCAGCAGGCCUUGCUGUUGCAGCACCCUCAAGUGACUAUUUCUCAGAAGUUGGAGUCACCUGAGUUCAAGGAUGGUUUAGACACCUCUCAGUGCUCAUUUCAGGCCUGCAGAGUCACGGUGGAAGUUAGGCAUAUUCUAUGCGACACUUGCUGCACCGGAUUCGAGACCGACAAAACCCCCUACAUCGCGGGUGCAAGGGUUAGAAUUGAGUGCAAGGAUAGGAAAACUGAUGGUCUCAAGUACAGCAUCGAGGGGGUGACUAGCUCAACCGGGAUAUACAACAUUGAGGUCUCCGGUGAACACGGUGACGAGAUGUGUGAUGUGAAGGUUGUUACCCCACAGCCUGACUGUGCUACACCAAGCAGUGGAUGCGACUAUGCUUGUGUUAUUAUCACCCGGUACAACAGCAUUGUACCUGACACCCGUAACGUCAACUCCAUCGCCUUCCAGAGGGAUCAGCCCAUGGCUGGUUGCACCGAGUUGCUCAAGACAUACAUGGUAGAUGAAGAUCAAUAGAAGAACUGUGGUUGGUUUUUUCAUGUGUUAAUUGUUUCUCCAUGGUUGUGUUGUCUCUUUAGUUUAUGAGACUCUGUUUCAUAAUUUAUUUAUGCUUCAUUAUGUAGCUUGUCACUUAAUCGUGGCUAUCAUAUCUGCUAACAUAAAUUUAAAUCAAUU
Molecule: messenger RNA, 930 nt
Organism: Cornus florida
Lineage: Eukaryota; Viridiplantae; Streptophyta; Magnoliopsida; Cornales; Cornaceae
Exons: 5
Coding region: 1-771 (256 amino acids)
Source: RefSeq, a predicted model, not a curated record